Messenger RNA from Telopea speciosissima, 2136 nucleotides. RefSeq lists its product as uncharacterized. Gene Ontology annotation, molecular function: ribosome binding; UDP-N-acetylglucosamine diphosphorylase activity. Lineage: Eukaryota; Viridiplantae; Streptophyta; Magnoliopsida; Proteales; Proteaceae. Gene Ontology annotation, cellular component: ribosome. Gene Ontology annotation, biological process: rRNA processing; UDP-N-acetylglucosamine biosynthetic process. The transcript has 10 exons. The coding region runs from base 11 to 2032 and encodes 673 amino acids. The record is from RefSeq and is a predicted model, not a curated record.
UGGUGAGCGAAUGGAAAAGAUGCAGAGCUCUUCGCCGCUCUCUUCUGCUUCGACUUCUUUCUCUCCACUCCAUCUCCUCCCCAACAGCCGACGCCUAGAAGCUCUUCCUGUAAGCUAUUGCAGAAGACCACUUGCAUCUCAGUCACGGGCACUACUUCGGUUGAACUGUUCGCGUUUCUAUCGGCAUACCCUCAACGCUCUGCAGAGCACUGUGAUUGAAGAAGUUGUUGAAACCAGUACCAAUGAGUCGGAAUUCGUUGAAAUUGGAUACAUAGCCGCUGCUCAUGGGCUUCAAGGAGAGCUACGUGUACAACCCAGCACUGAUUUUCCUGAGCUGCGAUUUACACAGCCAGGAAAGAGAUGGUUGAGGGAGCGAAUCUUGGGUAGGGAAAUGAGUCGAGAAGUUGAGCUGGUUGAUGGAAGAAGUCACCCUGGGCAGAAGAGUUGGAUAGUUAGUCUAAGUGGAAUUGAUACGGUCGACAAGGCUAAACAACUAGUGGGCUCAACUUUUCUUGUAAGGGAACAUGACAGGCCAGUCCUGGAAGAUGGUGAAUUUUAUACCCCUGAUCUUGUUGGCAUGGCAGUUAUUCAUAAGGACACAGGCAAACCAGUGGGAACUAUUGCUGAUGUCUUCAAAAGUGGAGUGAAUGACCUCCUACGGGUUAGGCUCAACUCAUCUGAAGAAGUGCUUGAUCGGACUGGUUCUUCAAUUUCAGAAAAAGAUGCUUCUGGUCCCUUUGUGUGGAUCCCUUUUGUUGAAGCAAUUGUUCCAGAUGUUGAUAUGACGAGAAGAGAAAUGCAUAUCACACCCCCAAAGGGGCUUCUUGAGUUGAAUUUACGUUCCGACUAUAGGUCCAAAAAAGAAAGGCGCCAACUGGAGUGGAAACAAAGAAAGAAAUUCCAACAGCGUCUCAUAGCAGCCAAAAAGAAACUGUGUGAAAUGAAGCAGCAACAUAUUUUUCAUGGGUUCAGAUGUGGUGAGAAAGCGCAAAGGAGCCUGCUAGCAGAUCAGAUUGUGGGUGUAAAUUCUCACUUGCUUCAACAGGCAAUGCUGAAUACUGGAAUACCCUCUGAAAGAUGGGAUUUUUCCAAGUUUAUCUGUUCUAAUGCAACCAAGCUAUCGAAAAAUCCCUUGAAGAUACCAAAGGAUGGCUUCACUUGUUCUGAACAUACAGGGAAGCUCGACAGAAAUCAUCAACUGCAACAAAGGGGAAUUGAUCUCAUGUUAAAAGGAAAAGUUGCCAUUAUUCUAGUAGUGGAUGCCAAUGACAAUUAUGCCAUUGGCUUGGACACUAAUCUUUGUCAUUCUGAAAGUGUUAAGGAGUCAUCCAAUGCGCUCCUUCUUCAGUCAUUACUUGAUGAUGAAAGGAGAUUUUUGAAGAUUGACAAAGAAUGUGUCUCACUACCUUUGAUGAUGGUUUCCCCCACCCAUGACGUCCAACCAUUCCAAAAGCUUUUUUCCGAUUACGACUACUUUUUUCUGGACAAGGAAAAGGUAUGGUUCUUCGAAGAGGCGAAGCUGCCUGUUGUUAUCAGUUCACCAGAAGAGCAAAACGAGUACAUGGUUCUAAUGAAGUCACCAUGGGAAAUACUCCAGUCACCGGUGGGAUCUGGAGGAGUCUUCAGCUUACUUUCAUCCAAUAACAUUAUAGAGAUUCUCACCGAAAUGGGCGUGGAGUAUGUGCAGGUAAGCAGCUUGGUUCAAAACUCUGUUGUUGGAUAUCCAUUGUUUUUUGGGUUAGUUGAUUCCCGCGAGGCAGAUAUUGGUGUCAAAAUCAACAAAAUGGACGAUUCUGACCAACAUUUUGACAUGAUAUUCUCCAUGAAGUUUCUGAAAAAUAUAUCAAAGCAAAUCGAUAAACUUCAGUAUUAUACUAUCGCGAAGCAAAAUGCAUAUGUUGAGAAGGUUGAUAAGGAAUGGGUUGAUGUUGUGCCUGCCUCACCCAAUUCAUAUGAGAUACAUUGUUCAAUUUACAGUUCCUUGAAUGCCUGCCCUUCUGAUAAGAUCUGUGUAAUGGAGCUUACAGAUUGAGAUAUGCGAAGCAGUAUAUAGGCUGCAACUGCUGUCUGAGACUUCCAUGGACUGAUUAGCAUGCAAAUCUGUAGUUCUAUGUACAGGGCUCUGUAUAUUAUCAA